Molecule: messenger RNA, 2995 nt
Organism: Nerophis ophidion (straightnose pipefish)
Lineage: Eukaryota; Metazoa; Chordata; Actinopteri; Syngnathiformes; Syngnathidae
Gene: ptpdc1b
Product: protein tyrosine phosphatase domain containing 1b
Exons: 10
Coding region: 504-2468 (654 amino acids)
Biological process (GO): cilium assembly; protein dephosphorylation
Molecular function (GO): protein tyrosine/serine/threonine phosphatase activity
Source: RefSeq, a predicted model, not a curated record
GGAAGUACAUCUUCAUAGAUACAAGAACAUGGAACUGAUCAACUGGUGAUGUGUUUGUAGAAGAUUUUAAAAUGCAAUCUGAGGACAUUAGGUGAUGAUUGACAUAAAAGAGGAGUGGGACUUUUUUAUACUCUAAGAAGAUUAGAGGUCUAAUCCAAGAGAAGACGGAACAGACCAAUGCUCUGGUCUUCCGCCGAACCCCAGCAAAGACUUGUUUUUUUCCAUUUGUUCUACUUUUUCAAACAGUCUCCCGUUAUUCCCGGCCUCGACCCGUCAUCGCGAUGAGGUAGACGGCUUUGAGACGCCGCAAUGUCCUGGCGGCCCAGCCCCGCCCUGACAUAGAUCAUCUGAGGCGAAUCAAAUCAAGCGAGGCCAAAGGAUUGACUUUCCACAGAGCUGAGGCGAGAGUGGCAACGUCUGAGCUCUGCAGCUUGAUGAGACUUAUUUGACUCACCUGGCAGGCUCUGCUAUGACUGUAGAAAUCACCCCAAGUGAAGACUCCUAUGUCUGUCCAUGAAAAGUCAAGCGGUGGUGCUCUGAUGGAGUUCCUCCGAGCUCCCAGGGCAAAGUACACCAUCAUCGGAGAGGCCAUACGCUACGUUCUACCGGCAGAAAUGCAAUGUUCUAUUGGCUGUGGAGGCCGGCUCUGCAAGUACGACAACCCAGACUACUGGCGUGAAGACCAGCAGGCUAUUCAAGGCCUCUACUCUUCAUGGGUGACGGAUCAUCUCCUUGCUAUGUCCAGACCUUCAACUGAGAUCAUUGAAAAGUACAACAUCAUCGAGCAAUUCAGAAGGCACGGCAUCAAAACGGUGAUCAACCUGCAGAUACCAGGUGAACAUGCCAGCUGUGGCAAUCCUCUGGAGCCAGAAAGCGGCUUCUCCUACAAGCCAGAGGCCUUCAUGAGAAACAACAUUUAUUUCUACAACUUUGGCUGGAGUGACUACGGAGUGGCCAACCUGACCACGGUGCUGGACAUGGUGAAGGUGAUGGCCUUCGCACUGCAGGAGGGGAAGGUUUCUGUGCACUGUCACGCUGGUCUGGGAAGAACAGGUAUGCUCUUGGCAUGUUUCCUGGCCUACACCACCAGGAUGACAGCCAACCAGGCUAUCUUGUACGUGAGGGCUAAACGGCCAGGUUCCAUUCAGACGCGGGGUCAGCUGAGCUGCGUACGAGAUUUUGUGCGGUUCCUCUGUCCUUUGAGAUGCGUGUUUUCCUGUGCUGCGCCUCGAUCAGAACCCAUCACCUUGACCCAGUACCUGAACCGCCAGAGACACAUCCUGCAUGGCCUUGAGCGUAAAGAACUGAGGCACCUACCAAAGAUUGUCCAACUGGUGUCCCGCCUGCUGUUGGAUAUUGCAGAGAAUCGCCAAGUGAUUGAGGAGGACAUUCUGGAGGCACCAGACAUCCAUGAUAUUGAGAUGACAAUGAGCAUCAUUGAAAAACUUGGACCAGAGUUUUGCACCAAGGAGCCUCGUCUGCCAGGUUCCCCGACCUUACCCAGACAUUUUAAUGAGCCCGCCAUCUUCUACCAUCGUAAAAGUCUGAGUUACAGUGAGUCCGAUCUGAGACGCCUGGGCUCGCAGCUAAACCUCCUCACGCAGCCUUUGGGCGCGCUCUCACAGGGAAAUCUGGCCAGGUCCGUUUCCCCUUCAGAGUCCUUUAAGCCUACAGCUCAUUGGAACUGUAAUACAUCAGACAUCUCUAACAGCUCCACCGGAUCACUCUGGCAGGUCAAGAACGACAAAAGGGACGGGUCCAUUUUGUUGAAGAAAGUCAAGCAAAAACCGAUGCAACGCAGCGAGUCCUUCGGAAACAACGGUCAUCUCCAGAAAGGUAGCAGGCUGUCCCGGUUGAAGGAAGAGCAGAGGGAAGAGUUGGCGGGAAAUGGGAAGAAGUCCUGUUGGAAAGAGGAGGAGCAGUCAGAGGUGCCUUUCAUUACCCUGCAGACCGAGUUGUCUCUGGACGCCCGGAGGUUGCUGGUGGCACAGGCCCUGGCAGUCGAUCUUUUCCUGGACGGAGAUGAGGAGCACAGGAACCAAGUCUUAGCCUGGCAGGCAGAGUUGAACCAAGGAGGUGCGUGGGAGAGGUUGUGUAUGGAGCGAGAUCCUUUCAUCCUCACAGGUCUGAUGUGGGCGUGGCUAGAGCAGCUUCAACAACCUAUCAUCUGCCUCCAGGACACAGAGCGCCUCGACGCUGAAAACGCCGACGCUCACACUGUUCUCGACACACUUGAGCAGGCCCCCAGAGAGACCCUCAUGUGCAUCUUGGACUGCAUGGCUCACCUGCUGAGCGUACCUGAGCAGGUGGAGCUUGCCUUCUUGAAGCGUACGAUCAAAGCGUUCACCUGGAUGGACCACAACGAAGGUGACGUUUACAAGUCCAUGACCGCGGUCCUCAGGUGUGUCCUGGAGGACAGGAGAUCCACAGCCAGCAACGAAGAAGAGCCACCCAAGACCUUUUCCUAGUGUCAAUAUUAUUUAUCGACGUGCCUUUUCGGAAAAAUAUACAAAAAUGAUCACUUUUCAUGUUCUGCCUUAAUUUUGCAAGAUUAAAAUGAAUACCGGUUCUCCUGGAAGGUUAGGAGCAGGGCAAAAGUGCCAAGGAGUGUGUCGACCUCGAAACCAAGCGUGGUCCGACCGAGUGUUGCUGAGCAAUAAGCACAUAAACGUAAGUACUUGCACUCUGAUUGAUUGAUUGAUUGAUUGAUUGAUUGAUUGAAGUACUUGCACUCUGCCAUCUGAGCCACGCCUCCCCAUGAAAGUUUUUAUUUUGCAACAUAAAUCCAGUCGAUUUACAUAAAUGUAAGCAAUUGCACUCUACCAUCUGAGCCACGCCUCCCCAUGAAUGCUUUUAUUUUGCCACAUAAAUCCAAUAUAUAUGUAAAUAUACAUGUAUAUGUAUACAUACACACAUAUAUACACAUUUCAUACAUACAUAUAUACAAACCCCGUUUCCAUAUGAGUUGGGAAAUUGUGUUAGAUGUACAUAUAAA